AUGGAGCUGAACAUCCGAUAUCUUCCACGAUCCAUUGGGGUUUGGGAUCUUACCCGCACAUUAGCCAAGGAGAUCUUGCACAAUGAUGACUUUCAUCCGCGAAGCGAUCCGAAUGAGCGACGCAUCAAUUUCAAGGUCGAGAUUAAUCCUAGCAAAGCAGGUGGGCUGAGGAAUGACGGUACUGGGGUUCUGGUGCUACCUCAUGCACAUAUCGGACACAAGUUUCUAGACUGGGUGAAUGAGAAGCCCUUGAAGAUCGAAGGGAGGAAAAUUAAAUUCUAUCUCGAAAACCGAAAACCACGACAUCGGCUCUGCUUGACAUUGCAGAGGACACCAUAUGUUGAUCCCGAUAAGGAGGAGGCCCAUGCGAGGAAAGUGUUCGAUCUCGAUACCGCACUUCGCGUUGAUACAGUGGAAUUCGGGGUCUUCUUUUCCGCUGUUUCUGCAACAGGGGCGAAGCGGAACUCUCGAGAGUUCUCCAUAGAAUGGAAGCAGGAUUAUGUCAAAGACAGUGCCGCUUGGUUGAGAUUUGAAUACGACCACAAGCUCAUUCGAAUCACGCUAGGAAAUUCGAUGACUGAGCGUAUAGGUUAUUCCAUCGCAAUACCUUUCGCCAGCAUAACGAAGGUUGGGUAUGGCCACGACCCUGCCACAUAUAUCUGUCUGGACACCUUGACACCUCCUCUAUUCGAAAAGGAAGAUUUACAUCGAACUUUCGUCGGUGAUGAUCGUUUGGACAGGAUGAAGUUCAAACAUCGCGUUGGCAGCCUCAACCCAGGUCAUGAACGAAUAGCUCCAUACUGUCAUAAACUGAGAGUCACGCUUUGCGAUAACGAUCCACGAAACGAUAUAGCAGGCGCGUUCAGAAGAUUGUGCAAGACCGCGGAGCUUGCGGAUAGUUUGAUUCGCUACUGUGCUCCCCCAUUCAACGUAGAGGCCGCGAGCCAUUCACUUUUCUCAGACAAACGUCUUCAUCUACUUCGCGGAAAUUUCAAGGAGUUCGACUGGCCUGUCGUGUUCCAGUUGGAAUCUCUCAUUCACAAUUGCCGGCUCCAUCCGGGCGAGAUAGAUGUUUUGCUCCCUCGAAUACGAAAGCUUCAUGAAGAGCAUGUCCAGGAUACCGAGGAUACCCAAUAUCUAUCCAGGUUUCUGAGGGCGUACAACAUGGCCCUUUCCGAUCCCUGUGAUAAAGGGAAUUUCAUCCAAUGCUUCGAAAAGGUUCGGAGGGAUUUCAAACCAAACCACUUCGGUCUCCCUCGUGGCAACUUUAACUGUCGUCAUGUCACCUUUACACCGACACGUUUGAUCUUGGAAGGUCCAUAUCCUACUCAAUCCAAUCGUAUCAUUCGCUUGUACGAGGGUUACGAGGACAACUUCAUCCGCGUCGAUUUCCGUGAUGAAGACAGGCUUCAAUAUCGAUGGGAUCGCGAAGUCGAUGGGAGGUCUUUCCUCCAGGAUCGCGUUGGCGGGACUCUGAAGAAUGGGUUCGAGUUGGGAGGUCGCUACUUCCAGUUUCUUGCGUAUUCAAAUUCCGCUCUUCGUGAGCAUGCGGUCUGGUUCAUGUCAUCUUUUGAACAUCCCGACGAUGGCUGGGUGACGCCAGACAAGAUCCGGGACUCGAUUGGAGAUUUUAAGAACCUCAAAGAGGAAGACUACUCCGAGGAGGACAUACGGUUUGGAUUUCUUGAAAAGGACAAGAAGUUGCUCAAGCAGCCUUCAAAAUAUGCAGCGAGAAUAGCUCAAGCGUUCACUGCAACCGAUCCCUCCGUAAAAAUCCAACGAGACGAAUGGGAGAUCGUAGACGACCUCGGGGACGAGCCAUACCUCUUCACAGAUGGCGUCGGAACCAUAGCGGAAUCAUUGGCCGACGAAAUCUGGGCUGCUCUCUGCAAAGCUCGAGGCAAUGAUCCCACACGUAUUGGUAGACCCUCAGCAUAUCAAAUUCGGUUUCUGGGCUUCAAAGGCAUGGUCGUGGUGGACAAGCAAUUGGACAAGAUGGACGGCAAAAUUCGUAUGCGCCUCCGACCGAGUAUGAGGAAGUUUGGCAAGCGAGCCUUUGGAACUGGUCGUAAAGCGCCAGCACAGCAGCAGAUACAACACGACGAAGAACACUGGCACCAGCACUCUGAACUUGAAUCAGCCGAUAUAGAGAUUGCCCGUUCGUUUGAGAGGCCCAACUCUAGUUACCUCAAUAGGCCACUCGUCACCAUUUUGGAGGGCCGAGGCGUAAAGAAGGAAGCAUUCCUCGAUCUUCUUGACGAUGCGGUUGCCGAUGUUCACAGUGUCGAUGAGUCCCUUCAGACGUUCUACAGUUUCUUGCGGGACCAUAGCCUUGGGAAUACAUAUAAUCUGUCCUGGAUCCUGGCGCAGUUGGAAAAGAUGGACGGGUUUAUUGGCGACUUGCCAGAUGGACCUGCUAGUAACCAGCAUGUCAAUAUCGAUAAUCCAUUCUUGCAACAACUUCGUGAAGUUGCACGUAUGGAUGUGCUCCGUGAAAUCAAACAUAGGGCGAGGAUUCCAGUCCCUAAGAGUCACCUCCUAGUCGGGGUAGCGGAUGAGGGUCCAGCAUAUGUGAAGUCUGGGUACCACGACGUCUACUGUCUCCCAGAGGGGCACAUUUACGCAUGUGUUCAAAAACCUGGCGAUGAAGAACCGACUUAUGUGGAAGGGGCGUGCACGAUAUCCCGUAGUCCCGUAGCUCAUCCUGGUGAUGUGCAAAGGGUCCAUGCUAUUGGCAAACCACCACCAGGCAUGCUAUGUUUCUUCGAAGGUUUAAAGAAUGUUGUGGUUCUGCCUAGUGUUGGAAAACGUUCUCUGGCAUCGUGCUUGGGAGGAGGUGACUUGGAUGGUGAUUUAUACGAUGUAAUCACACAUUCAGAGCUGUUACCCACGCAAAACGAGAAACCCGCUUCUUAUGAUGAGGUUAAAACACUCACCCUUGACCGAGAUAGCAACAUCGAAGACGUCUGCGACUUCGUGGUUGAGUACAUAUACUCAGAUCUUCUGGGGUUACUUUCGGAUCGUUUGCUAGUUAUUGCAGACCAGGCCAAGGUAUACUUUUAUCACCCCAACGGGACAAAAAGUGACCCUCGUUUUUUGUAA
Marasmius oreades (fairy-ring Marasmius) is the source of this 3102-nucleotide messenger RNA. RefSeq lists its product as uncharacterized. Gene Ontology annotation, molecular function: RNA-directed RNA polymerase activity. The record is from RefSeq and is a predicted model, not a curated record. Lineage: Eukaryota; Fungi; Basidiomycota; Agaricomycetes; Agaricales; Marasmiaceae. The transcript is spliced from 11 exons. Gene Ontology annotation, cellular component: nuclear RNA-directed RNA polymerase complex. Gene Ontology annotation, biological process: siRNA processing. The coding region runs from base 1 to 3102 and encodes 1033 amino acids.